AUGGAGAGUGGGUUCUGUCUGCUGUCAAGAUUAGCUAUCAGGCGACUUGUCAUUUCAGAGGAGCUAUGGAUGCUACCUUUGGAAUGCAAGAACUUCACUGAUCAUUUGCUGUCGUCGGUUGCUAAUGCGAGACGGACGCCACCAGCUCAAUAUCCUGAGAAAGGUUUUGGCGGUGAACAGCACUGCGACGAACUGCAAUUAGCAUAUCGAUAUUUGAAUACGCCUUUCGAAAAAGCAUUGAACUUGACAGAUAACGCAUCGGAAUACUGCAUCUACGAAAUUCUCGGGAUCACCGAAGUUGGGGAACAAUUAGAGGCGCAGCAUGGCAUUGAUUCGUAUGUCAUACUGGGAAGGCUUGGACGUGAUGGUAUGAUAGCCGAGCGAUACACCCGGUCGAAACAUGCCCCAGAUUGA
This is a messenger RNA of Fusarium graminearum PH-1, 414 nucleotides long. RefSeq lists its product as uncharacterized. Lineage: Eukaryota; Fungi; Ascomycota; Sordariomycetes; Hypocreales; Nectriaceae. The record is from RefSeq and is a predicted model, not a curated record. Bases 1 to 414 code for a protein of 137 amino acids. The transcript has 4 exons.